Molecule: messenger RNA, 870 nt
Organism: Nannospalax galili (Upper Galilee mountains blind mole rat)
Lineage: Eukaryota; Metazoa; Chordata; Mammalia; Rodentia; Spalacidae
Gene: Pdcd1
Product: programmed cell death 1
Exons: 5
Biological process (GO): negative regulation of immune response; positive regulation of T cell apoptotic process
Cellular component (GO): external side of plasma membrane; membrane
Source: RefSeq, a predicted model, not a curated record
AUGUGGGUCCCUAAAGUGCCCUGGCCACUCACUUGGGCUGUGCUGCAGCUGAGCUGGUGGCCAGGGUGGCUUCAAGAGGUCCACAAUGGGCCCUGGAGGCCCCUGACCUUCUCACCAGCCCAGCUCACAGUGCCAGAGGGGACAAAUGCUACCUUCACCUGCAGCCUCUCCAACUAGUCCGAGGACCUUACACUGAACUGGUACCGCCUGAGCCCCAGCAACCAAACUGAAAAACAGGCUGCCUUCUUCAAGGGUCUCAGCCAGCCCGAACGGGAUGCCCGCUUCCAGAUCACACAACUACCCAAUGGGUAUGAAUUCCACAUGAACAUCCUCACCACACAACGCAAUGACAGUGGCAUCUACCUCUGCGGAGCCAUCUCCCUGCCCCCCAGGACAACCCAGAUCAAGGAGAGCCCUGGAGCAGAGCUCCUAGUGACAGAGAGAGUCUUGGAGCCCCCCACAGCACACCCCAGUCCUUCACCCAGGCCAGCAGGUCAGUUUCAAGGCUUGGUCAUUGGUAUCCUGAGCGUCCUAGUGGGUAUCCCUGUGUUGCUUCUGCUGCUGGUCCGGUUCCUGGAUGCCUUCUGUUCAACAGACAUGUCAGAGGCCAGAGGAGCUGGAUGCAAGGAGCAGCCCCUGGAGGACUCCUCAGCAGUACCUAUCUUUAGUGUGGCCUAUGAGGAACUGGACUUCCAGGGACGAGAAAGGACUCCAGAGCCUCCUGCGCCCUGUGUACAUACAGAGUAUGCCACCAUCGUCUUUGCUGAUGGGCUAGGUGCCUUAUCCUCAGGACGUAGGGGCUCAGCUGAUGGCCCUCAAGGUCCCCAGCCCCCAAGGCAUGAGGAUGGACACUGCUCUUGGCCCCUAUGA